This is a messenger RNA of Gossypium arboreum, 891 nucleotides long. RefSeq lists its product as uncharacterized. The record is from RefSeq and is a predicted model, not a curated record. NCBI's taxonomy places the organism in Eukaryota, Viridiplantae, Streptophyta, Magnoliopsida, Malvales, Malvaceae. Bases 1 to 891 code for a protein of 296 amino acids. The transcript has 2 exons.
AUGGGAAAAGAUCCGAAUUCACUGCAUAACAAUGCACAACGAGCUUAUGUAGAUUUAAUGAAUCAAGCUCAACAUAUUAAAGUAUCACUUGAUAGACAAGCUACACAAAAAAUUUCAGCUAAUCGUCUACGUCUGAAAACUAGUAUAGAUGUUGUUCGAUGGUUGUCAUUUCAAGGGUGUGCUUUUAGAGAUCAUGAUGAAAGCUCGGGAUCAAAAAAUCGUGGGAAAUUUCUUGAAUUGUUAUCACUAUUAGCAUCGUAUGACGAGAAAGUUGAAAAUGUUUUGAAAAGUGCUCCACAAAAUGCUAGUUAUACUUCUUCAACAAUACAAAAAGAGAUAUUGCAAAUUUAUGCUAGUAGAGUUCGUAAUGUAAUUCGUGAAGAAAUUAGUGAUAGAAAGUUCAGCAUUAUUGUGGAUGAAGCGAGAAACGAUUUUGACAUACAAAAUAUCCGAGGUCAAGGAUAUGAUGGAGCAAGCAAUAUGCGUUGGGAAUUUAACAGCUUGCAAGCUUUGAUUUUGAAUGAUUGUCGAUAUGCUUAUUAUGUUCACUGUUUUGCUCAUCGUCUUCAGUUAGCAUUGGUUGCAGCAGCUAGAGAAGUGGUUGAAGUGCAUCAAUUCUUUAAAGACUUGUCUGAUAUUGUUAAUAUUGCUUCGACUUCUUCCAAACGACACGAUGAAAUACAAAAAGCCCAAGCAGCUGAAAUAUCUCGUUUGGUAUCCAUCAAUGAGUUAGCAACUGGAAUAGGAAUGAAUCAGAUUGGCACUUUACAACGUCCUGGUGAGACUCGAUGGAGUUUCCAUUUAAAUUCAGUUACUAGUUUACUGAAGAUGUACAAUGCUACUAGCACAGUUCUUGAAAAUCUAAAAAAUGCCGCUUCUAACUAUUCUUAG